AUGGAAUUUCUAAACCAGACGAUUGUCGCGCUACGGGGCACAGGAGAACCACAACAAAACCCACAAGAUACCGUAUCUCGCCUUGCCGACCGUCUCGCGCAAUCGACACAGCUCGAGGACCGACGCGCCGCCCUCUUUGCCCUUCGUGGCCUCUCGCGCGACUACCGAGCCGAAGUCUCGCACCACGCGCUCGAUGCACUCUUAUCCGUGCUCGAUGGUGACGCCCAGGUAGACCCCGAAGUCGCCAAGGCCGUCCUCCAGACGUUGAACACGCUCGUCGAAGUCGAUGGCAGCAUGGAGGGCAACAGCGCCGAACAGCGUGAACUGGCACUAAAGAAUACGGAUCAUGUACUCCAGGAUCCAAAACAUACACAGAAACUGUUUGGAUUGCUGACGGAUACAACGUUUUAUACGCGCUAUGGCACUCUCCAGCUCCUCAACACGCUUGUAACAAACAGACGGAGCGUUGUGCAAGCGCAUUUUGUCAACGCUCCAGAAUACUCACAGACCGUGACCGCCUUGCUCGAGGAGAAGCGCGACAUGAUACGAAACGAGGGUUUGCAGUUAUUCCAGUCUCUCGUCUCUCAAAAUACGGACAUACAGACCAUAUUUGCGUUUGGUGGCGCCUUUGAAUCGCUCCUGCGUAUCAUCGCGCAAGAGGGUGGCGUGGAAGGCGGCGUGGCUGCAUAUGGCUGUCUUGUCGCAAUAGAUGGAUUACUCAAGUAUAAUUCUUCCACACAGACGUACUUUCGUCAACUUCUCCCAUCAAUCCCACCGCUUUUAUUAUUCCCUCCAAGUAUAGCAUCAGAUCAAGAGACUCCUCAAGAGUUUGCAUUGCAGUUCUGGGACGAGCUCAAGGCGAGAAAUGUGGGGCUUGUAGUCAAUAUUAUCGGCACAAUGAAAGCACCAGAACACAUUCGAUUACUUACUGAGCUAGGUAUCGCCUCGAACGCUCCCCAACAGGUCAAGGCGCAGGCCCUCCGACUGCUAUCAGGCUAUAACCAAGCCCCGCCCCUGCUCCGAAAUAUCACACCAUACAUACCUGUACCGGACUCCAAUGGCGAGGAGUGGGACAGACUUGACGCCUGUCGAGGCAUUGACCUACUGGUCCAAACGGCGGUGGACGGCGAGUAUGGAGGACUUGGUCUUGCCCCUCCAACAAGUAAAGAAAGUAUCGAGCUCAGGUCGGUAGCUCUAAGCGUAUUUGAUGACUUCGUAAAGGACGAAGAAGUCACCACCGAUAUACUGAAUGGAAUGCUUUCAGGCCGCCAAUCCUCACCUCCAACCUCUGCAUCAAACGUGCUCCUCAAUGGCAUUGCCAUAUUACCAACUAGCCCCCUCUCAUCCAAAACUGCCACUCGCCUCCAGUUUAUUUGCCUUUUGUUCGCAUCCCUUUUCCAUGGCCCACCGAACAAUUCCAGCACAUCCCCAAAAGCUAUCGCAAGAGGGCUCAGCACAGCUCCUGCGUCCGACACAGGUGGCAACUUUUUUGUCCCGGCAGAUGGGGGUGCUCUACCACCCUCUUCGAAUGAGGUUAAGCUCAGCGAAGACGACGAUGACGACCCGCCGUCGUCACUCUUACAGCUUUUGACGGAGCAUCUCAGUCUGUCUAUGCUGGCAAGAUCCAAAGUUACAGACGAUGCCGCCGAAUCACGACUAUGGGAUAAAGUACUAGUUGCAUACCUCGCAUUACUUUGUACUUGGCUAUGGGAAGAUCCGAAAAGUGUUAGAAUCUUCCUGGAGGCUGGCGGCAUUGGUGUGCUGGCAGAGCCAAUUUCACAGACGAGUGGAGUAGAUGUCCUCGUCCAGGGUCUCUGUAGCUUCCUGUUCGCCAUCUGCUACCAUUUCAAUCGAGAACCUGGAGAGAUUACUCGUAAAACACUUCACUCAAUCAUCUCUCGCCUUGGCGCUGAACAAUUAGUAUCGCGAAUGUCGAGAGCCAGAGAGGACGAUAGGUUCCGGCAUGUCACUCCAGAAUCGAUCGUUUUGCCAAUACCACAUUCGGUUAUGGCUACGAGCGAUGUCGUUGAGGCAGAGAUAUGGCUGGACUGGGGCUUUGUGGAGUUCUGGAAAGCAAACUACUAUACCGCUCAACGAGGCCUGAGUGCGGACCCCGACACCGUAGCUUCUGGACCAGGCGAUAAUACAGAACUUCAGCUUGUGAUCGCGUCGCUACGGGACGUGGUGAGAAAGCAAGCUGACGAGUUGCAAGCCGCGAAAGCGGAGGUCACCAAUCUACAAAAGCAACAACAGAUUAAUGCUGCCAAGCAGACGAUUUCAGAUAGUCUACAAAAGAAGCUUGACGCUCUGCAGGCUGAACGUGAAGCAGAGAAAGAGGCAAUGCAGCAGCAAAUUGCAGAACUCUCACAACAACUGUCAGAGCUAAAAGAGAGGAAAGACGAACAGGAAAAGGAGCAUGAGGAUCUUCUGGUCUUCUUGGAGGAGGUUAGUGAAAAGCGAAAACGAGACAAAGCCAUGAUGCGGACGGCUGGACUGGAGGUUUCCGAAGAUGAAGGUGGUGAUGAGGGAGACGACGGGAUUUUUCCAUCAUGGACGCCCGAGCAAUCGUCUGCACGGGAUGCCAUCCUUCAUGUUGCCUUUUCCUCUAAAGCAAACGUUGCUGCCGGUGGCGAGUUUGUUGAUUAUACUGCACGAUACGGUGCCAUGAGGGAUCAAGAUGGUCAAACGCUGCGCGAAAACCUCGUGGAGAGUCUUUCGCAGGACCCCCCACCCCGCCCACGGACUGAAUUCGACAUCCCGGGCACGGCAGAAGUACAAUUAUUGGCUUCAGUUGGUGAAAUAAAACGCAAGGCUUCCAAGAUUGAUGUCCUCGCUGACCGACUUCGCUUGGUCCCUCAACUCGACAUUCCGAUGAUCGCAUUGAGCAAUGGCCAACGAAGGAGAGCUCGUAUUCUUCGGCAGCUCAUCAAAGAGCCUCUUGUGCUACUCCUUGAAGAGCCAUUUGCCGGUCUGGACGUCGUGCAGCGACCACUAUUGUCGACGCUGCUUCACAGCCUCAAUGCCAACGAGGAUCCUUUUGUUCUUAUUGAACUUCGCCCUCAGGAUCCUGUUCCUCAAUGGAUUACACACAUUGCCAUUGUCGAUGGGCCGAGCGUCGUGACAAUACCUUCAGCCGAAUACUCAGCAGAAGAUCAUGCUAUCAUUACACCAUCCCAGCCGAGUAAUCCCAACCUGUCAAUGAAGAACACUGCGCCAAUUCUCGCGCGCCUCGUCAAUGUCCGGGUAGCAUAUGGCGAAAGAGAAGUACUCAAAGAGGUCAACUGGACAAUACGUAAGGGCGAUAGAUGGUGGCUACGAGGCCCCAACGGCUCCGGAAAGACGACUCUACUCUCUCUCUUGAGUGGAGAACAUCCACAAUCCUACACCCAACGUCACUUUGAACUGUUCGGGAAGCCACGCCAACAGGUUCCGACAGUCUCCAUCCAACGCCAGAUUGCCUCAUCUACGCCAGAGAUUUUUGCGGCUUUUCCUCGUCGCUCUGGGCCAGGUGCAAUGACCGCCGCAGAUGCGAUAGGAACUGGUUUCGAGGGGACUUAUGCAUAUCGACAUCUCACAGAGGGCCAAAGGCUAAAACGUGACAGCUUGAUAAGAAAGCUAGGCCCUGGAGACACUGAAGCAGACCGCCUGGCUUGGGGAAAGCAGCUAUUCGCGACUCUGCCUCCAGCUGAACAGGCACUGGUGAUGCUGAUGCGGGUGCUUGUCAGUGACGCUUCUAUCCUCAUUCUUGACGAAGUAUUCGCCGGGAUGGACGACAGUAUGAUCAAUAGGGCAAGAGAGUAUCUUCAAAAAGAGGUAGCUACAGAGAAGGCGAUCAUAUUCGUCACGCAUUGGGAGCACGAAGUCCCGUGGUCAAACUCACAAAUGUUCUUGAUAGAGGACGGUAUUGGAAAAUUAUGA
This is a messenger RNA of Serendipita indica DSM 11827, 3918 nucleotides long. The record is from the annotation of a GenBank genome assembly. Lineage: Eukaryota; Fungi; Basidiomycota; Agaricomycetes; Sebacinales; Serendipitaceae.